GCGGGUUGAUUUAUUCAAUCUGAUCACGAAAAAUUGAAAGUCGGUAUUUUUUUCGGUUCGUGGUUUGAGACAAUGAAAUUGGGCCAUCGGGAGGUAGUUUUUUCCGGGUUGACUGAUGAAGAGGGGACGUUUCCAUGUCUUCCGGGCUCUCGCGCACCUAUUUACGUACCUUCGAACGAUUCAUUCGUGUUUGAGGGUGGCAUAACGUCGCGAACCCACAAACGUGACGCGUCUCCGCCGCCUCCGCGACCACCGCCGCCCCCUGGAAGAGAAACGAAAACGGAAAUGCCAAGACCACCCGUGAAGAAACCCGAGCCCAAAAUGAGCGACCGAAGAAGACCCCCGGUUUAUAGACCCAAAUCACGGACUGAUUCAAGUAGCAGGGCAGAUGGUGGUCGCUUGAGGGGAGACGGCGGCGGAAGCAGCGAUGAAGACUCUCGAACCGAUCUUCGGCAACGUCUCCAAGAAGAAGCUUCCAUCUAUCGACGCCGUCUCGACGCCUAUCGACAAGCCCAAGCGGAUCAAGCGGCGCUAGUUAGUCGAUUACAAGCCAAAGUUUUGCAAUACAAGCAACGAUGUGCCGACCUGGAAUCCCAAAUGUUGGAAAAUCCAAGACACACGACACCGACACAAGUGGCCCCCAGCACGGCCAUGGAACAAGCCCAACAACAUUUGAGGGAGGUCCGCGAGGAACGAAUCACUGAUCUUGACACCGCUUUGCGAAGAUUAGAAGAAGAAAAACGAAGAAAUGACAAGUUGGUCCAGUUAAAUACGACUCUGAGAGAACAAUUGGAAGAGUCGCACAAUACGAACGAAAGCCUGACUGUUGAUCUGCAAAAAUUGACCAACGAAUUUGAAAAUCUGAGAGAAGAAAUGAUCAUUAAGGAAGAUGAGUGGAAAGAUGAAGAACAAGCUUUUAAUGAUUAUUAUAGUACUGAACAUAAUCGACUUUUGAAUUUGUGGAGAGACGUCGUGGCGGUAAAACGCUUUUUCAUGGAGAUACAAUCAAGCACUGAACGUGAUCUCAAUAGCAUAAAAAGCGAAGUCAGUUCUUUGGGGAAAGAAAUGAUGACGGCUUGUUGUAGAAUGGACACCAACCUUUUCACCGACUCAAUUCUUGGUGGCAAGGAACGCUACUUGCACCAACAAGAACUUUCCGACUUGAAACACCAACUCGAUACAUUGAAAAUCCAACACGAAAGUUGCCAAAGCGAAAUCAAAAUCAAAGACGAACGAAUUCAACAACUCCUCAAAGACACCCAAAAUUUGGAAGAAAGAUGUGCCGAAGCCGAACACAACGUGUCCCAAGUAAUGAAGGUGCAAGAAGAAAUCGACUUGCUUCAAGCAGCUUUACGAGACAUCGCACAUGCUUUGAUUCAAGACGCCGAAACAAAAGACCCUGAAUUGAGUACACAUAUCCACCUUAGUGCUUCCACACCGGUGCCUCAAAAGUCGCCAAAACGAGGCUUAGGACGUAGUAUGACUUCCGCAGCUUUUGCUGAAAGCACAAUAUCAGCAGUCCAAGCAGCUCUACAUAAAUAUCAAUCAAUGAUACACGAACUACAGGUGAAGCUCCAGUCGAAUAGGGAGCAACUUUUGCUAGUUCGGAAACAAUUUGAUCAUUCGGAAGAAAACGUAGCAAGUUUAGAGAACAGAGUUAAAGAACUAGUGGCACAACUUGAUGCUUGUCGCACACAAUGUUCACAACUCAGUCAAGAUAAAGAUUAUCUUCAAAAGAGUUUGGAGAGUUUGAAAAUUGAGAAAAAUGCCUUAGACCGACAAAGAGUCGAAAUAAAUUCAUUAGUAGAGUCAUUAAAUUCGGACUAUGAUAAAUUACAAAAGAAUAAUAAUAAAUUACAAAGAGAAAUAGAUGCGUUACAGGAUGAAAAAAUUUUUCUACAGACUGAAAUCGAACGUCUUAAUCAGGAAGCCAGUAUUAGGGAAAUUAAUUUGAGAGGAGAGGAAGAAAGGUGUAGUCGCAUUAGAGAAGAAUUGUUAAGUGCACGUGAAGAAUUACACAAAUUAUAUUUAUCACACGAUAUGCUCGAACAACAGAAAGCGGAAGCGGAAAAUUUGAUCACUAGUUUGGAAAAAGCCAAAAGUGAGUGUGAAAUGGAAUUGGAGAGAAUCCUCGGUGAGAGAUCCAACGUUCACGACUCUUUGGUCAAGAAAGAAAACAUUGCUGCAAAUUUGGAAAGCGACAAAAAGAAACUUUUGGAUGAUUUGAAGAAGCUCGAGGAUGAAAAACUGGCGUUACAAAUGCAAUCAAACGACCAACAAAACGACAUUCAAUCCUUACGCAAGGAAUUGCUCCAAGCUGAGCAACAAAGACUUGAUUUAGAAUCUGACAAAGUCUCACUAUCAGAAAAAUGCAAAUUUUUGGAAAUCGACAAAAGCAAAAUUGAAAUGGAGUUGAAUCAAGUGAUACGCGAACGUAACGAUUUAAGUAACCAACUUACCGUCCUAGGGCGCAAAAAAGACGCUCUUAAUGACGAAUUAGUCCGCACCCGUCAAAAACUCGAACAAGCCAACGAAACCAACGCCCGAGUUAACCGGAAUCUUGAAGAUCUAGUCCGGGAAUGUGAAGAAAAACAGUGUACAAUAGACGCGAUGGAUAAAGAUAUCCAGAGACUUCAAGAGCAAUUGGCUGCGAUUCGUUCCGAGAAAGAAGCUUUGGAAGCUGUGCUUUUCGACACUCAGACGAAUCUUGAGGCUUCUGAAGCCAAGAAAUUCCAGUUGGAAGCCGAGCAACAGGAGCUUUUAGUUAAGCAGGAACAACUUAAAGCCCAGAUUGCUCGUCUAACAAAAGAUUUGGAAAGGUCGGAAAAACGGUGUCUCGAGGUUAAAAAUAGUCUAACCCAACAAGCCGGUAACAAAGAAAUGGAGUUUAAGCAAACGGUUGAGAAGUUGAAGAUGCAGAAUGAAGAUAACGUGAAGAAACUGACGGAUGAGAGAGAGAAGAUUCGGUCUAGUUUGGAGAAGCGGUUGCAGCAGAGUUUGCAACAGUUGACCCAUGAAAAAGAUGCAGAAAUUCAACAGUUGGUUGACAGGAUUGAAGCGUUGCAAAAUCACAUCGAAAAUAUGGUCCAACAGCAUGAGGAGUUGAUGCUGAGGGCGGAGAAUGACAAGCAAAAGGCUCUCCUCAUUGCGCAUCACGAUCAACAAGCAUUGCAAGAUCGUCUCGAGGAUGCGCGCAGAGAAUUAAACAAUGAAAGAGAAACUUUAGAACGUCUGAAACGAGAAGCAAACGGCCGAUUUGAAAAGGACAGGUCGAGCAUAAACCAACUCAAGGAAGAACUCAACAAGUAUAGAACGAAACUAGAAGAAAGUAAAUCAAGAUACGAAGAAGAAAAAAUUAAACUGGAACAAAGAAUCGAAGAAAUUAAAAUCGAAAGAGACGGACUCCAAACUGAGGUGGAAAACCUCAAAGUCCAGUUGCACCUCACCGAAGAUAAAAGUGAAAGUAUCAAUAAUCAACUACACGAAACCAUAAGGAAGUUAAAAGAAGCCGAAAAUAAUUCGGAAAGUCUCCGAAAAGAAAUCACAGAUGUGCGUCGACUCUUAGCCGAUAGUAACUUCGAAAAAGAAAAAUAUCACAACACGAAUAAAGAAUUGCGAGAUCAUGUGAAGAAAAUCGAAGGGGAAAAACGCGAGCAGAGUCGACAGCUUGAAGAAGCGUUCCAGAAAAUCACAAAUCUAGAAGAUAUCAAAUUGUCGGUUGAGAAUGAGAAAAACCGGCUCCAAAACCAAAUUCGCGACUUAGAAAAGGAGCAGCUCCAGUCUGAACACAAGGCCCAAUCAAUUUAUGAGGAAUUGCAACGGGCACAAGCCAGUAAUACGCAACAGCAAGCUGAAGAGAAGGAGCUCCAAGCCCGGCUUUUAAAUGAAGUGGAGGAGCGCGAAAGAGCUCAUCAGGAGAUCCACCAACUCAAAAAACAAAUGGCAGAAUUGGACCGCAAUUUGGACCAAACGCGCCAAGAAUUGGGGCGCACUCGUACGCACAGUGCCCAAUUAGAAGAACAAUGGCACGCACGCGAGCAAGACCUUUUGGUCCACUUGGAAGACAGUAGAGCGCGAGAGAAACGCCUCGAAGACCAGAAACAUAACCUUGAAGUGUGUCUAGUCGACGCCACUCAACAGAUCCAAGAACUGAAAGCGAAACUCGGCGGUGCUGAGGGCCGAAUCCGGGCCUUGGAAGCCCAAUUAGGCCAAUUGGAAGCCACGAAAAGAGACGUCGAGCAAAAAUUAUUCAGUGUCGUCUCAACUUUAAGACGCAUCGCCGGCGUCCAAUUGGACGGUUCUGUUACAAUGCCUUACCGACUUUUGAGUCCUUCGAGACGUUGGAGUCCGGCUCGAGGCCAUGACGACGGCAGAGACGGAAUAGUCGACGUGGAUCCAGAAAUAGUGAGAAAAGGAGUACGGAAUUUGAUGCAACAAGUCGCUCAGAUCGAACGCGAAAGAGACGACUACAAGACUCAAGUCGCCACGAUUAAAAAACAAUUGCAUGAAGCACACGAGAGUCAGACUAAGGGCGACAGUAAGUUGAAUAAGGUUUUACAGAGUUUGAGGAGUGUACAAGAUGAAAAAGGGAGUCUUGAGGCGAGACUGAGUCAAAAAAGUGUUGAAUUGCAAUCACAGACCACAGCUUUGCAUAAAAAAACGGAAGAGAAUCAGCAAAUGAGAGAUAAAAUUGUUUCACUCGAAUUAGCGAUAAGUAGUGGAAAUGAGGAAAAAUUACAGUACGAGGACAAAAUCGAAAAAAUGAAGAUGGCGUUAGGCCGACUCGAGGCCGAAAAACGUGGCUUACAAGAAGAGUUGAGUCGGAUCGAAAACAGAUCGACAAAAUUAGAACUGCAAAGAAUGUCAACAGAAGGUGACCUCCAAAGAUUACAAAUGAUGCUACAAGAGAAAGAUGCAACGAUUCAGAAAUUGCAAGAGAAAUGUGAUCAUCAGAGUCGGAAUUUAGCAAGUUUGGAGGAACGUUGCAUGUCACUCAAAUCGACAAUAGACCAGUUGAAUUUAUCGCUUGAAAAAGCAGCAGCUGGUGAAAAUGAACUCAGAUCGGAAAUCCAGAGUCUCCAGAGAUCACUCCUGGAGACGACAUCGUCAUCUCAAGCAAGUGCCGAAAAAAUGAAACAGUUGCAAAAAUCGUUAGCCAACAGUGAAAACGAGCGAAGAAUUCUUUCGGAACGUUUCGAAAGUACUCAACAAAACUUGGCCGAAAUGCGCCGAAACCACCAAAUUCUACAAGACCAAGUUACGAGAUUAAACAACGAAUUGGCUAAUAACGAAGUCCAGCGUUCGGGUCUUGAGUCACAACUCCGUUUGGCCCAAUGGCCGGCCGAUGGUACUAUUGGUUCCCAUCAAGAAGAGGAAUUGCACCGACAGUUGCAAUCGGUGCAACGGGAACGAAGCGAAUUGAGAGGAAAAGUGGACUCUCUUAAUAACAAAGUGCGACAACUUGAGGCCGAAAAACGUAACUUUGAACGAUCAGUGGCUAAGUCUAGUACCACUACUAGGAAAGAGAAAUAUGAAAUGGAUUCGGGUAUCACCGAAUUGGAACGCUAUGAGCAGGAAAACCGGGAAUUGCGGCACAAAAUCGCGCAUCUCGAGGCCGAAUUGUCCGAAAAGGAGUCCGAAUUGAUUCGAUUGAGAAGUCAAAGACCGGGGCUUGACUCCAAGUUUGAUAGAGCUGAGAUUGAGAGGUAUAGAGCGGCUCAACUGCAAGCGGAGAGAUUGCUGGAGGCGAGAGAGCAGAGUCAUCGGCAACAAGUCUCCCGGUUGGAGAAUCAGAUUACCCUUUUGAGGGAGCAGUUGAACCAAGAGAUAAAAAGAAGGCAACAGUACGUUUUGAGGAGUACGAAAGCAGGGCGAGAGAUGCAACAGUUGAGACAAGCGUUGGGUGAUUCGUUGCGAACGGUGUCGCAGGACCCAUCACUCGAUGCUGUUUUGUUAGAACACGAGGCUAGGAAGUUAGAUAAUACACUAUCGACCACUGCCAGUCUGCCUCCGGGGCUUAGUUUACCGUCGACUUCGUAUAGGAGGUCGACGACGCCACAACCGAAAUAAUUCUUUGUUUUUUAACAUCGGGGAAGUAUUUAUUGCACUUUUGUACCAAAGAUGAUGGAUUUGUACACUGCCAAUUUAUAAUUUGCUCAAGGGUAGGAGAACGGAUAAUGCUUGCGCUGGUCAGAAUAUGGAUUUUUUUGUUGUUUUUUUUAAAAAUAAAAGAAGUGUUCAAAAUUUGAUAGUACACUUAGGUCACACUCAUGUAGAGGUUUAGACGUACUUAAAUUGUACUUAACCGUCCAGUUUUACGGGGGUCACAUUUUGAAAGGAAAUACAUGUUUGCCGAAUUGUUUUUGCAAUUUUAAGUGCCCUGUAUUGUUCGGAAUGUGACACGAUUUUUUCCGUCCAACUAUGUACUUAUGUAACAGUAUUUUGUAUUGGAGAGUGCUAGGUGAGGUAGAUUAUUUACUUAUUGCUUAAAUAAAUCAUUAUUAGACAAA
Messenger RNA from Tribolium madens (black flour beetle), 6509 nucleotides. RefSeq names its product rootletin (gene Root). The coding region runs from base 73 to 6069 and encodes 1998 amino acids. The record is from RefSeq and is a predicted model, not a curated record. Lineage: Eukaryota; Metazoa; Arthropoda; Insecta; Coleoptera; Tenebrionidae. The transcript has 19 exons.